This is a messenger RNA of Prosopis cineraria, 1092 nucleotides long. RefSeq names its product soluble inorganic pyrophosphatase 1. Gene Ontology annotation, cellular component: cytoplasm. The coding region runs from base 162 to 809 and encodes 215 amino acids. Lineage: Eukaryota; Viridiplantae; Streptophyta; Magnoliopsida; Fabales; Fabaceae. Gene Ontology annotation, biological process: phosphate-containing compound metabolic process. Gene Ontology annotation, molecular function: inorganic diphosphate phosphatase activity; magnesium ion binding. The transcript has 9 exons. The record is from RefSeq and is a predicted model, not a curated record.
GAACGGAUCUCCGAAUCUUCGCAAGACAAGGUGAGUCAGCCUCGCAUUCGUCCUCGUCAGUUGUGACCUAAUGUUACACAUAUAAGUAGCAUCGACCUCGCUUCCGUUCCCCUAUACAGCCAUUGACCAUUUCUUGAGAUUACUCAGGGUCUUGGUGAAGGAUGAGUCACUCAGAGGAGAAUAAAGAAGCUUCAGCUCCAGAAAACCGACCAGUUCCUCGUUUGAACGAAAGGAUUCUUUCAUCUUUGUCAAGGAGAUCGGUUGCCGCCCACCCCUGGCACGAUCUUGAAAUUGGACCUGGAGCCCCCAUUAUUUUCAAUUGUGUUGUGGAGAUCACCAAGGGAAGCAAGGUGAAAUAUGAACUUGACAAGAAGACUGGAUUGAUUAAGGUUGACCGGGUCUUGUAUUCAUCUGUCGUUUAUCCUCAUAACUAUGGCUUUAUUCCUCGUACACUGUGUGAAGACAACGAUCCACUUGAUGUCCUGAUUAUAAUGCAGGAGCCAGUUCUUCCCGGUUGUUUCCUGCGAGCCAAGGCCAUUGGGUUGAUGCCCAUGAUUGACCAGGGAGAGAAGGAUGAUAAGAUAAUUGCAGUAUGUGCCGAUGAUCCAGAGUACAAGCACUACAAUGACAUCAAAGAACUUCCACCUCAUCGUCUCUCUGAGAUUCGACGCUUCUUUGAAGACUACAAGAAGAAUGAGAACAAGGAGGUAGCUGUUAAUGAGUUCUUGCCCUCAACCACUGCUGUUGAAGCGAUCCAGUAUUCAAUGGAUCUUUACGCGGAGUAUAUUCUGCACACCUUGAGGAGAUAGUCAAGGAUGGUGCCUGCCAUAAAUCAAUCAUAACAUGCUGCACUUUAAUAAACGGGUUUUUGAUUGUUUUAAUGGAACUCUAUUUUGUAUGUUAUUAUCUAUUGGAUCAUUAAAGUUGUUUAGUUCAUUCUGAGAGUACCUUGAACUUUUCUUAGUACGAAAUGCUUCAUGUAGAAUUCCUUCUGUGAAAUGUUCUCCAAAUUUUUUGGUCCGCUUUUGCCCUUGGAAACUUGAUAUCUGCAAGACACUUCAUAUAUCUGAUGUGUUGGGUUCACGUGUUCAA